GAUGAAUGUGAAUGCAAGAACACACAUGGAAACUUAGGAUGCCUGGCUGUGGGACCUAAAAAAAUUCUCACAACCUGUUUCACAGUGGCCAUCUCUGAUGGUAAAACACAUAAAUGUGGAUAUUUGUCCAGGCGGGAUGUCGCACACCUUUACACCCACACUGCGUGGGACCCAUUAGUAACAACGAUUUUGCCUCCAUUCAAGAAAAAAACAUAGAGCAAGUUGGAGACGUAAUUUGGGCGUGUGGGAAAGUGGGAAGUUCGGGAUAUUGUGAUUCAGAUCCCACGAUUCUUCGUAUCACCAGGGCGAGGGGCCCGAAUUCCCAUGGUCUGUGAGCUACAAACAACUCAAUUUGUUCUGGUGUAAACUGUGAAACGACAGACAUUAAAGAUUCUCGAUACUUUUUAUAUUGAUCAACCGUACAACGGGGAGUUGAAAAGGCAUAUAUUUGAACAGGCUCUCAAAAUCGUUAGACAUAAAUGCUGUAAUUUGUGCAUGUCUUAGCUCCUCACGUAACCGGAUCCCUGUCAGCUUUCCCGUAAUUAGGUCUUGACACAAGGUUGAAAGUGCCGUGGCUAAAUUUGGCGAGUUUUACUGCAGUCUGUUUCUGUCAGUCGUUGACAGAAAUUUCUUCUGAGGAGCAGCUUGUACUUGUCUGGGGAAGACGUCUGAAGUCUAACCUAACUUGCCAAGUGUUCAUUACAGUAUUUUUUUGAUUGUCUUCCGACAUGGUUUAGUCAUCAACAGACGGUCCCAUCUUAGCCAUGGGGUCAUCUGGGUUAUCCGACUGACUUUUAAAUUUUAAUUUUUUUCUUGGUCGGGCGAGACAAGUUUAUGGUGGAGUGAAACCAUCAGCAUAUUUGAUAAGCGAGAAGGAAGGCAUGGGUUGUUGCCCCUCGAGUCUUGGGCACUCACCUCCUACCCAGGAAGACGUUGAAAUCAUUGUCAAACCUGAAGAAAAUGGAGGGGAGCCUGAAAUGGAUUCUAUUCCGCCAUUCACUGAAUAUUCACUUGAGGAGCUACGAGUGGCUACAAAUUACUUUAACUCAGACAACAUUGUUUCUGAAAGUGGAGAGAAGGCUCCAAAUGUUGUCUACAAAGGCAGACUGGAGAACAAUCGUUGGAUUGCAGUUAAAAAAUUCCCCAGAAUAGCUUGGCCUGAUGCAAAGCAGUUUGUGGAGGAGGCCUGGGGUGUUGGGCGGCUACGCCAUGAGAGAUUGGUCAAUUUAAUAGGGUAUUGUUGUGAAGGAGAUGAGCGCCUCUUAGUUGCAGAGUACAUGCCUAAUGAUACCCUUGCAAAACAUCUUUUCCAUUGGGAGAAGCAGACAAUGGAAUGGGCCAUGCGUUUGAGAGUUGCUUUUUAUAUUGCUCAAGCAUUAGAGCAUUGUAGUAAUGAAGGCCGACCUCUAUAUCACGACUUGAAUGCCUACAGAGUCCUUUUUGACCAGGAAGGGGAUCCUCGACUUUCAUGCUUUGGCCUUAUGAAAAAUAGCAGAGAUGGAAAGAGUUACAGCACGAAUCUUGCGUACACACCUCCAGAAUAUUUGAGAACCGGAAGAGUCACACCUGAGAGUGUCAGUUACAGUUAUGGCACAGUUCUUUUGGACCUUUUAAGUGGAAAACACAUUCCACCAAGCCAUGCUCUUGAUUUGAUAAGGGGGAAGAAUAUGCCAUUAUUAAUGGAUUCCCACUUAGAAGGGAAAUUUUCGCCAGAGGAUGGAACUGAGCUUGUGCGUAUUGCUUCACGUUGCUUACAAUUUGAACCACGGGAAAGGCCUAAUCCAAAGACCCUUGUAACAUCAUUGGCACUACUGCAGCAAAGAACAGAAGUAUCAUCUCAUGUUAUGAUGGGUAUUUCAAAAAAAGAGGAAACGCCACCUCCUCCACCACUUCCACCACUUUCUCAGUUGGGUGAGGCAUGUGCAAGAAUGGAUCUAACUGCAAUGCACCAAAUAAUGGUCAUGAUACAUUAUAAGGAUGAUGAGGGUACUAAUGAGCUAUCUUUUCAAGAAUGGACACAACAGAUGCAAGAUAUGCUAAAUGCAAGGAAGCUUGGUGAUCUAGCUUUUCGCGAUAAAGACUUCAAAACAGCUAUAGAUUACUAUGCACAGUUUAUUGAAGUUGGGACCAUGGUAUCUCCUACAGUUUAUGCCAGGAGAAGUUUAGCCUAUCUUCUCUGUGAUCAACCGGAUGCUGCUCUUCGUGAUGCUAUGCAAGCACAAUGUGUAUGUCCUGAAUGGCCCACUGCCUUCUACAUGCAAUCUGCUGCACUUAAUAAACUUGAUAUGCACAAGGAUGCUGCUGAUAUGUUAAAAGAAGGGGCAGCACUGGAGGAAAAGCGGCAACAAGCAAGGGGUUCAUAGAAGCACCAAUUUUUGUCAUGCAUAUAAUUGAAGAGUUAUUUAGUUGUACCUAAUCCUCUGUGCAUUGUGCUUUCUUGUCGAGUCUUAUUUUGCUGGCAAUCAAAUUUGCCUGUCUCCUAUGGAACUCCUAUGGAACUAGUUCCAUGGUUAUAGUAUAGUAACAUAUCUAUGUUAAUGGUGCGCUACUGUAUUUAUUAUUCUUUUGGGAUUAUUGUGGUAGAAUUAUCAACCAAUUAUGGCAGGGAAUUUGGUGUUCAUUUGAACGGAUUGCUCAUAAAGAGUGUCGAGGUGAUGUCCAUAGGCAAUGCAUAUUGUAAUCAGCAUUUCUGAAGGUGCUUGAAUUGUUGUACCGAUGAUGAAAGGUUCCCUAUGAUAAGAUUUUUAUAUCGAGGUUGUUUUGCUGUUUCCCAA
Cryptomeria japonica (Japanese cedar) is the source of this 2774-nucleotide messenger RNA. RefSeq names its product serine/threonine-protein kinase BSK1. The record is from RefSeq and is a predicted model, not a curated record. Gene Ontology annotation, molecular function: protein binding; ATP binding; protein kinase activity. Gene Ontology annotation, biological process: brassinosteroid mediated signaling pathway; protein phosphorylation. The transcript is spliced from 12 exons. NCBI's taxonomy places the organism in Eukaryota, Viridiplantae, Streptophyta, Pinopsida, Cupressales, Cupressaceae. The coding region runs from base 882 to 2363 and encodes 493 amino acids.